GCAGAUCUCUCCCUGGAUUCAGUGCUGUGAUGCAAUCCCUGCAGUGGUUGACAGCGGCGGAUGCUGGGCCAACACGACGUGAAUCCUCCCAUUCCGCAGUGCCCGUGGCCAUGGUCGGUGAGUCUGAUGGCAUCAGCGUGGAGCUGGUGAGCUUGCAGGGGAAGAGGCGGAAAUUCGAUGUGUCUCUUUCCAUGACUGGCCGGCAGCUCCGACAGAUGAUCAGUGCAGAGCUGCCGUCCAAGGCCGGGUCACGCAUCUCGGUGCAGCACAGAUCGUCGCCACUAAGCUUGGACCAGACCCUCAGGCAGCAAGGGCUUGGAGAAUGCGUCACCUUGUCCUAUGUCUAUGUUCCUGUGGAUAUUUUGGCAGCCUGGAAGUAUCUGCAAGGAGAACAGGUGGAGGAUCAGGACUUCUUGAAGAUCCUUCAAGUCUCGAAUGUUGAAGUCGAUGCCAUCAGCUGCUGUUCCUUUCAGAAGACCUUGGAAUCCGCUGGUCAUUGGCGGCGGUGCCUGGAUGCGUUGGAGCAGAAUGACCAGCAGCAGUUGGUGCCGGAUGCUCUGCUCUACAACACCUUGGUGAGUUCGAGUGAGAAAAGUAGCGCUUGGACAGCGUCCUUGUCCCUCUUCGCCCUGCGUGCAGCCCAUUUUGGACCCGACGCCCUGAGUGCCAGCGCAUUGGAUCUUCUGAAGUCCUUGGAGAGGGCAAAUUUUCCUCCAAGCUCUCAUGCGCUCGCAGCAGUACUUGGUGAAGUUGCUGAAGUACCUGAAGUGGAGGAGUUUGCUAUGCCAUCCGAAGACUGGAUGACCGUCAGCAUACGAAAAGCGUCGCCGCAGGCUUCAGGCAGCGAGGAGGCACCAGGAGGGUGGGGAUUGUACUUCUUGGAUCAGCUGGGGGUGUGGACAUGCGGAGAUUUUUGGCCAUGGGUUGCCAGAUGUUUGUUAAGUGCCAUCGUGGUUUUGGGAGCAAUUUUGAUUCUCUACUUGCUAUUGGUUAUCUGCCGGCCCUGUCAAGCUUUCUGCAAAUGUUGCUGCAGACAGACCAGAGCAGUAGCCAAAGAGGUGGGGGAGCUCCUCCCCGAACUUAGACCUGGGGGCACAUACGAAAAGCUGGAUAUCCGUGGACCCGCCUCUAGCGGGGGCGUCGAUUCCGAAUUCUACCAACGAGGCGUCAAGGGUCGAGGUUCAGAAAGAAAACCCAAUGACGUAGCUGUUGUGGUGAAUGACCAAAUAGCUCGCUUGAAGGUAGACGGGGAUCAUUGGGCACGUGUGGAUCGAUACGGGUUAUGGGUUCGUCUCCGUGGAGUGAAGGGUUCCACGUCGAAAGCGCUUCGCCAAACGUUGGAACAGGAGGGGAAAAUCCAUCUCUGUCGCGAGCAGCGGUGUCCGCUUGAAUUGCAACCAACACCCGGUCUACAUUGCAAAGCUUACGCUUCGGUGGAUGCCAAUGGGCUGGUGGAUUUGGGAGCUUAUGCAGGGUGGUCCACCCGCAGGGUGAUCGUCUUGAUGGGUCGAUGGCUACGUAGAAUGGUGCGGGGGCUUAGUCUCUGCGUGUACUAUCUGACGGGAUGGUUCAUUCUCAGACAACUCUGGGCAAAGCGGACGCCACCCAGAACCAUAGUCGAAGGAGCCGUCGUCAGACCCUUGGAUGCGGAAUCUGAAUCUGAAGUAGAGGUACAAGAUGACCCUUGUGAGGCCGUAUUAGUCGGUUUGGAACAUGGAGGCAAACCGAGAGCAUUGGCCACAGACCCAUGUGCAGAUCGGGCUAUCGGAGAGCCGGUCCGGCUCCUGGAGAGGGACAGAGAACUCUCUGACGUCAAAAGGAGAUCCUCCGUCAGGCUUUGCGACCAUCAUCGGCAGCUCUACGUGGCGGCAUGUUCAAGCCGAAAAUGCAGCGUGUUGGCUUGCUACGAACAGGUUGAUGGUGCCAAACAGGGAGUUCCCCUCUGCAAGCACCACCUGACGGACCUUGGUGGUUGUGCUCGCCCUACCCGCAGGGUUAGCUGGACACAUGAGAGAGAUAGCUCCAUUGCACGAUCCGAGGCAUCUAUGUCCGAAGGAGAAUGCCUCACCCCUGCACGAAGAAGCCGCCGGAUCAUCUUUGACGGCGCUGAACGACUUGGGCCCAGGGCUGCUUCGGCCGAUCCUAGUGAAUCCCAGAAGAAGAUUGAAGGCAAGCUUGAGAAGGGCCCGUGCAUGGUGCUCCUCAGACCAAAGUCAUUACAAACCGCGGAGGCCCCACCCAGGUGGACUGCAUGGUUGGGGCGCAUCGAGGGGUUCGCCGAAGAAGGGCGCAGCCAGGAGCUGCUCGAAGUCCACAUCCCUUCCUUGAAGCAAACGUGUGUGAUCCACAGAAGGCUGUUGAAAGGGUCCCCUCGAGACAACGGGGCGGGUCGAAUUAGUAAGCAUUGGGUGCAGAAGUUCCUUCAGCAUACCCAUGACGAAGAAGUCGGCCAAGGGAUAUCGGUCUUGGUCGCGCGCCUGUCCGAAGACCAAGCAGCGGCCCUGAAUGCCUGGGACGGUGAGGUGACGGAUGAAGGAGCGAAGCCAAGUAAAGCCUGGCAGGGGAGACUCUACCGGGAGAUCCUCCCACAUGCUGAUGCAUAUUUGCGUGAAGAAGCUGAGAUGUCCGACGACUUUAUGACACCGCCAAAGCCGAAAGUCGAGCUGGAAGAGGGUGCGGGACCGGCGAUUCCACCCUUCCCAGACCUAGAUGAUUCAGAUCGCCAGGGAAGAAUGGAGGCGGCUCGAAGAGCUCUUGACCAGCACAUUGAGGGAGAGAUAGAUUCCGAAGUGUUGCAGACCGUGGCCACUGCCUUCGACCUAGAUCAUGAGCAACUGGCUCAGUCGAUGUAUGCGAGGAAUCACCGCCUUAGCUACUCGAAGCCAACGACACCACCAGGAUUGGGAGCCGACCAAAGCGAAAUGGAGUUUGCAAGAAGACCCGUGACGGCAACUAUGCCAGGAGGAGUGACCGUAAAGCCAGCAGUCCCCCGGCCGGCGAAUCCACUUCUGCCGAGGAGCUCCUCCUCAAUCUCCCCGGUCCAGAGAGGUGGAUUGUCGCUCUUUCCCAAGGGGUCAGGCGGUCGAAACAGUCUCGUGAAACCAGCAUCGGAGCAGAUGCCGGAGGGCAGAGCAGGAGCCACGUUCGGAGAAGCCCUCGGAGACAGCACACAAGUCCAGAGCGCGGACCGCAUCAUUCACGCCAUCGACGGUCUGAGAAGAGCACAGGAUGACGACAAAAACCUCACGAAAGGGACCUUGAGUUCUAUCAAAGAGGCGGAGAAGAUGGACGUCUUCCUGGCACGAGGCUGUGGCACCCUGACCGUUGAACUCGCACCGGGAGUGUACGGGAAGGAACUUUUCCACGCGGGGAAAAGGGUGGCAAAUCACGCUCGCCAUAUGCUGCACUUGAUCAAAUGGCCGGUGCUGAUGACCAACAGGGUCCUACUUGGCAUCGCUGGUCUGUGGUGGGGUGGCAAAGACACCUAUACCUUGCACGCAAGUGACUGCGUUACCGCUCGGUCCGAGCAGUUGGACAGUUGGAAUCCGUCCUCCGACAACAAGAUCGAAAAUCGCAUGAGACCACCAGGAGUCUUCAACACUUGGCUCAGGUACGCGGAAAACUCAGUUCGCGUGUUUGGAUCCUGCUAUGGUACAGAGCAUAUCCAAGAAAGGCUCGAUUGUCUCCAAGCCCUGAAGGAGGCCCAUGAAGAAGACGAGCAUGCCUUCCCAGCUGCCUACUGCAUCGAGCUCUUUGAGGAACUUGUCGCGGCUUGGUGCGAAGAACUGCGAGAAAGCAGAAGGAAACUCUGCUCUCUGCUGGGGACCGAAAAUCCACGGCUUGAAGACCUGAAGCUGCUAGCUUUGGCGCCGGGAGCGGAUGGGCAAGCAAACUUCCAGUUUCCAAGCAUAUGGGAUCUGGGCGACCCGAACGGAUAUUACCAGACAGUUGUGGUACCCAGGCAGCAAAGGCAAAUGUCGAGGCUGCUCCACAAGCAGCUGCACGACCACAACCUCAAGCAGAAGAAGACAGCUGGUCCAGCUGAAGAUGAAGAGCCAAGGACAGGGAAAGCCCCAAAGCUUAACCUGAAAGACAAAGAGGCCGAUGGAUAUGCGGGCGGCAGCAUGAAAUCAGCCUACCCAGCUGGAAAACGGCUUACACAAGGAGAAGCUUCACGGUCCGUGGAGCACGCACCUAAGGAUCCCAAGACCAACAAACCUAUCUGCUGGGAUGCGGCCACACACAUGGGAUGCACAAGAGGCGACAAGUGCCAGCACGCGCACGAGCCUUUGCCGGGAUUGGCCAAACUUGACUACACAGUUGCCAUGCAGGUCAUUCGAAGAGGAGGACUCAAAGGUGGGCCGAAAAUCGAUCCCAAAGAGGUCGACGGAAGGGUCGCUCAGCUGCGAACCCAGGCAGCGGCGGAUAAGGCCGACAAGAUCCAACCUAGCAAGAAAGCGAAAGUCAAGCCCAAGCCAAAGGCCAAAGCUGGGAAGGAAGCUGAGGGUAAAGCUGAAGAAGACAAGGUUGGGAACACCCAGUGGGUCGCACCUGAAGACUAUGAUAUCCCUCUGACCCAUCUCGAGACUGACUUGCAAGAGGCGGUUCAGGGCCCAGAUGAGGGCUGGCUGCGAAUACCCUCACAACCCACUGAGCAAGAAGCCGCUCCGGCUUGGGAUGACCAGAGCCAAGAGGAGCGGGAAAGGCUGAAACGAUGGAAGUCGCUGGAGGAGAAAGGGGUUCUGGCGGCCUUGGAGUCGCCCACGGAUUAUCUCAGGUCCCAUGUGAUUGCACGCAUGAUGGCAGCACAAGAUGAAGGAUAUGAACUGGAGCUGAACCGGUGUCUCGAAGAUGCGGCAGAACAUGGACAUCCCGCGCUCUCUAAGGAAGCCGGACGUCAACUUGAGCUCCUCAAGCACGAGCCAAAAGCGGGUCACCAAGCGGAUGUCGAAUUUACGCCCAUCACAUGGGACGAGGGUAUUGGUCAUGGCCUGUUGAACUUUCAAGGAAACUUGUCGCAUAUCGGCUCAGUCACGGUCCGUGACUACCAGGAUCGCUUGAACGCAAAAGACAGCGAGGUCCCACUGCAAGACGGGCAGUUGGAAGAAGAGCGCCAAUGCCUGCCUCUUCAUGUGGGUGUCGGGUUAGCGUUGGCCGAUGAUCCAUCUGUAGAACUACGAGAGGCCGUAGCCAGAGCCAACCAGUUGAGAAAACAUCUCUGGGAUGAAGCAGUGGAGGCUCACGCACACCUUGGCGAUCCGCCAGCGUGGAUACCUGAGGGCGAGCACUUCUUGCGUCAAAACGUCCAUGAUUGCCUCUAUCCUCACCACGAGAAAGACUACCGCGCCUUGCAAACCCUCACAGGAUCCAUGCUGCAAGGAUACACGUUGGCGGUCCUCAGGAUUUCCUAUUUUGGUCGGUUGGAGGUCGACUUGCUCCACGGAGAUGAUGCUGGCAAUGGGAAGCUAGUUUUCGUUACCAUCCACCGGGGGCAUAUGCGCCUGCUUCUUCCACAACAGCCCCAGCAGCUGUUGGAUCACCUGAGGACUGCAGACAAGGUCACCAGGGAACUUCAGGUUGAACAUUGGAGGGUGAUCUUGGACCAGAGCAAAGUGGAGGAUCAGAUGGUUCCAGCCAAGUCCCCCGCCUGCACAAGAUGCCAGCAACAGCAGCAAAGGCCUUAUCGUGUUGGUGAAGGAUUCCCGUUGCCACCGGCUUCAUUUGAGUCCUGCUUGCAGGAUGAUCCACAGGCUCUUCAAAACAGCGGUGUGCCUCUGCGAAAAAGGCUCGCCUUCGCCUAUGGGCCAAUUGGUCAAGAGGUGUACGCUGGAUGGGCAGGAUGGACCAAGGGGCUUCAGUACCAGGGGAUCCCGUGCGGAGAACCCAUUGAAUACUAUGAGGACCCGAUCGAGCAAAAGGGCUUUAAGCCGCAGCAUGAUACCCGUGACCCGAAGGUCCGAGAACGAUUGCUGGGAUUAGCUGGUGCUCCACCAGGGCCCGAUGUCCCCAACACUUGGCAGCUUGGAGUCGUUUGUACUUCCUUCUGCGACCACCAGCUGAAGAACGGUGGCAGCAGGACCUGGCAACGCCCACAAGGCGACGGCACUCGUCCCUCUGAAGUUCAAGGAAAUGAAGACGCAGAGUUCGCAGCCGAACUUUGUACGGUUCUGGCGGACAACGGAAGAGUCUUCGCAUUGGAGAGUAGCGCGCCGUCGGGCCGCUACCCCAAGAUAUGGGACCUGCCUUGUAUGCAGAGGCUCCGCCGCCGCACCGGCGCAAAAAUUGUCUCUAUGGCUAUGUGCGCUUGGGGUCUGGGACCGCCUGAGACUGAGGAGGGCCUGUUUCAUCGCAAGCAUUCUUGGUGGCUGGUCUCCCCAGAACUCUACCCAUGGGCCUUGUUAUUCCUUGGUAGGCAGUGCCCAGGAGUCGGCCCGACUCACCAGCACGCACCCUUGAAGGGACCCAGUCCAAUUCCUCAAGUACCUCUCACUCGACUGGCACAGCAAUACGCACCAGCUUUGUGUGCAGCCUGGGGUCUGGUAGUCCGAGCAGCCUUUGAAGAAUGGAGCUGGACAACAUAUCUGCAAGAGCACAGCGUGCUCAAAGCCCUAGAGAAAUGUUGGACCGAACUGGACGCACCCCCUUGGCCGGCUGAUCCAGCCAAUACGUUGGAGCGAACCCUUGGCCAACAUUUGGCACCGGUGGUUGCUGGCCAAGCGGAUGGACCAGGCCUCCCACAUGGCUACACCUGUUCAGGAUGCGAACUCCAACAGAUGGUCUACCCUUGUACGUUUUGUGGGGGGGAGGGGUCUGUUUCCGAUCCCGAAAAGCAAGCUGAGGGGCAGGGCACAAGGGCAGGCAGCGUCGACGACGCCAAUGGCCAAAGCACUGCUGAGAAAUACUUGGAGGUAUGCCAGAGUGCUUACAGCAAGGAGGCAGUGAGAAAAGCCACAGAGGCAGGAAAUGCGUUGUUGAGGGCCGCCGGCUCGGUGCCAAGAGCAGCUGAAUUAGUCAACAAAGCGAGGCUGAGGAAGUAUGGGGAACACUUCCAGAAGGCAAAGGAAGGAGCAUUGAAAGGGCUCAGCCCCCUACACGAGCAAUACUUGAAAGACUGUGUGCUCAAGGGCGUGCCCAGCCGAGCUAAGAGUACCCCCAAGAGAGAGAAGGCCCGAAACCACGGCUCCGUCAGGGGGCACGAGGAAGAGAUGCUGCAGAAGGCAUGGAAAGACGCAUCUUAUGGGGCGGUACUUCUGUGUUCCACAGAGACCGAGGACCAAGAAGAAAAUCGGCAAAUCGACCAGAUACUGACCGAGAGCAAGGUGGCCGAGAGCCCUCUCGGCCGAGUGCCCAAGCAAAACCCCGACAGAACCAUCUCAGCGGAAGGUCGUCCCAUCAACGAUAUGCGAGCCAGGAAUGCUUCGGGCUCCAAAUACGACCACCCACCCGCCGCUCAGCCUAGGCACAGAGCAGUGGUCAGGCAAAGCCUUUGGUGGAGGGUGCGACACCCGAAGGUUCCACAGAGGUGUGCGAAACGCGAUGUGCCAAGGGCUUUCAAGUGGCACUUCCUCAAGCCGGGCGAUGUCCCUGAAUUCUGCACGAGGAUUCUAGGUGUGCUGAUCCUGAGUCUGGUGAUGGUGUUCGGUUGGGUAGGAGCGCCAGGGGAGUUCGUGAUAUGGGCCACCGCAGCCCAAAAGCACCACGGGUCGUUCCGACCAUGCCAUCCUCAAUUCAACGAUGUGGUUCCCUACACCAGCCGAUGGCUGAUGGAUGACGGCGUGGUGGUAGAGCCACUAGUGGGGAAUAGGAUCCAGAGAUCCCUGUCAGCAAUGGAUGCAGCUAUGGUAUCAGUCUGGGGCCCUGGAGCCAUCAAUCUCGACAAGCUCGCCGAAGAAGGCACCCCGGCAAAAUCCCAGCUCCUGUGGGGCCUCCACCUAGACUUUGAAGAACAGGUUGUGGUCCUCCCGGAACCGAAGCGAAUAAAGGCGAAGUAUCUCCUAAGAGAGCCUCAGCUUCAAAGGGGGUGCCAACGAGUUCGUACCAAGCUGCUCCGAGAACUGGCAGGGACAGCGCAGUAUUGGGCCGUCUCCGCUCCGGAGAUUGCACCCUAUCUACCAGUCUUUUACAGGCUCCUGCAGCAGGAAGUAGGCGAUCAUGAAUGGGUGAAACCCAGGGGCUCCGAGAGUGAGCUAGAGGCUGCCUGGGCUGAGUUCUGGGAUGCGCUCGAUUGGGUUCGCCUCCAGAUGGAAAAGCCUUGGGGAACCAGUUUCAGAGCAGCUUUCGGCAAGCUCCUGCCGUUAAGGGAAAGGCUCGCACUCCCUGGCAUGGCCGCUUCGGCCCGAUUCGUUGGAGGAGAUGCCACGCUAACCAGGCUCGGAAGCACUGAUUGGAAGGAUAGAUGCUACCACAUGGCGGACAGCAGCAGAUACGUCAGGGCCGUGAGCGAAGUCGUAGGGGGCGGAGAUCACUUGGAGAUCAUCGGAGUGAUGGAGCUUCUGACGUUCAUUGUCCUGGCAGCGGCGCGGAAGGAAACCUGGCAGGGGCAACUGAUCCUUUAUGUGACUGACAACAUGAAUGUCAAAGCAUGGUUACGUACCAGGCGCGCUUCAAACAGAUACGUGAGGGCGCUCUUGCUGCUGCUCCAGCGGCUCGAAGCGGAGAAUAGCUUCACUGUCGAUGGAGCGUACGUCCGUACCUACCACAAUACUCUCAACGACUGGCUGACAAGGGAGGAUGAAGACAAGGUCCAUGCGGAAAUGGAAAGCAGUGGCUGGACCCGCCUCGAGCUCAAUGAGGACUGGGAAGGACUCCUGCGAGAAGCCAUGCGCCCCACGUUGAAGCUACCAGGGGAGAAGGGCCCGAGUGCAGCUUUAGCCAUUCAGCUGGCCAACGAACAGCAAACCGUGCAUGCCUUCCCCGCCAAGAUCGAACCAAAGCCAUUCAAAGGGGGACUCCACCAAAUCCGGCUAGGGUCGGAACUACUGACGUUCGAGCUGGGGUGGGCCAAGGGCGGAGGAUCGAUCGCAAGCCAGGCGCAAGCUGACUGGAUCGUCUGUGUUCUCACUCAAGACCCAAAAGGGCGGGAGGCAGACAUCCUUCUAAAAACCCUCGCCAGAACUGAUUGGAGAGGACGACUUAUCGUUGACCAGCCCAGGGAGCUCUCUGAAACCAGCCGAAAUCGCCUGAUGCAGCUUCAGGUUCAAUGGGGUCAGGCACAAGUGGUCGACUAUCAGACUUCACACCACGGCAGCUUCUUUGCCAGGGCCAGAAGACUUUGGCUUUUUGGAGGAACGGCCGACGAAAAGGAGAGAGUUCAAGCAUGGCGAGUUGCACAAGUCAACGAGUGUCAGAUGUUACCUCUGCGAUCCGCAGAGGAGUCAGGUAAGGGAUUAUGCCCGCCCGACUACCUUUUCACGAGAGAACCAAACCUCAUCACCACCGGAGACAAGUGGCUUCCAAAACCAGUCGGCCACUUGGUUGACGUGCGCGCCGGCAGCAGGCACCUGGUCCAUAGCACACGGGGCCCAGCUUGCGGACCUAGGCUCACAGGUGAGCGUCUCAAGAUCCCAGGAGGCACCCUGUUGGAAGAUGGGACGGGUCUGGUCCGUCCUCUCCUCCCAGAAGAGGUGUGGGAAAUGCAAGGGGGCCUCGCAGAGGAUUGGCGUUCCGCCGACUCGAAGAGAAAGGAUCGCAUGAUAGCAGCUGCAGUCCGGGAGCCAGGCUGGCAAGUGGCUAUGAGUCUCAUGCAGGCUCUGACUGGAACCGAUGGGAAGGCAGGAGUCCUGGACCCCGAUGAGAUCCAAGCCCACGAGCAACUAGAGGUCUGGCUGCGAGCGUGGGGGAGGAACCCGAAGGCUCCCUCUUCCGAGCUUUUCCUUACUUCGUGGAAAGAGCCACGUGUGGCAGUGGCACCCACUCAUGAGUUCGUGGGAGCGACAACCCAGGCGAAAGCAGGCGGAGGCAAACGCACCACCGUGAAGCCAGCACUCAGUGAAGUGGAGAGGCUGGUCCAGCCCGCAUCCAAAAGAGGCGGGACUACUGGGACCCCCCGCCCCCGAGGAGGGAGCACAGCAGAGCUUGACCAGGUAGCCAUGGAAGCUGUCUUGGCCAAACUGGCUGAUUCAACUCGCAGGGUCUAUGCAUCAGGCUGGAAGCAAUGGGCGUUGUACAAUGCCAGCUCGGGCACUCACCCGUUCCUUGACGGAGAAGAGCGCUCCGCUCGGACUGAAGACGAGCAGAGGUUGAUUCGGUUUGUAGUAUUUCUACAUCAAGUCAUGGGAAGGUCCAUAGGUGGGGUCAGACAAAGGUUGUCAGCCAUUCGUUAUGCACAUGUUGCGGCAGGAUACCCUGAUCCACUGGUCGGGCGACCUCGGUUGUGGGCAGCGGUUGCGGGUCUACAACGUUGGGAAGGCGCCCCAAAACGAAAGCUCCCUGUUACCCCCAACAUGUUGCGAUGGUUGGUCCAGCACUUGAAAAGUAGCGGUUUAUCAGUUGUCGAUCAAACCAUGAUCAAAGGAGCCCUUCUUACAGGUUGGUUUUUCAUGAUGCGGGCCAGUGAACUCUUGCCCAGUAUCAAUGGAGAAGACCCCAUGAAUAGGGCGCUCCGCCCAGCUGAUGUUGCUUUCUUUUCGCAUGGGCAGCCUACCAUAGGCGCCAAGGCCGAUGAAGUCGUAGUGCAGAUUAGAUCUUCAAAAACCGAUCAGUAUGGUAGGGGCCAAACACGGUCACACCACCGCUCCGGUGGAGAUCUCUGCCCUGUUGAAGCCUUAGCCGCGCUACAGGUCCUACAGCCCCAUCGGUGGCGCAGCCCUGAAGACGAGGCGCCUUUGUUCCGCUAUGAAGACGGGACGGGGCUUGACAGAGAGGGCAUCACCCAUUUCAUCAAGAUAGCUGCAUUGGCCGUAUCGUUUGCAGUGAAGGCUGGUGCUAUGGAUGCUACUGAUGAAAGUGCCGAUGGGGGACGAAAGCCAGCAGCUCCAGAUCGAGCCAAUGCAGCGAACCUCUUUGUAGCAGCUCACCCAGGACUAGAUCUUUAUCAAUUCCUGGGUGUUCCACCCGGUGCGACUCCAGCUCAGGUGCUCACCGCAUAUCGUCGCAGGUCCCGUGAGACUCAUCCAGACCGCUUUGCAACUGCUGGGGAAGAUGUCCAGAAAGCCAAAGGAGAGGAGUUUAAGAUGUUGGGAAUGGUCCGAGAGAUCCUCUUGGAUCCACUGAUGGCCACUCAAUACAUGAGGUGGAGACAAGAGCAAAUUGCUGCAAAGCAUGGGCGAGGCCGUUCCCCAGUUGUUCCAGCUGGUGUCUAUGCCAAGCAAGCUUCAUCAUUCCAACAAGCCAGAUCAAGUUUUGAUCGGUCCUCCACUCCUGCUGGCGCAGGAGCCAGCAGCUCGGGAGGAGCAGGCCGGGAGGUGCCUCGUAAACCGCCCCCCCCUUCACAGGGAUAUCCUGGAGGAGGAGCGCAAGGAGGACCGCCCCCAGCCAAAGCCCCUCCUGCUCCAGCAGGGACCGCGCAAAAGCCAAGGAAACCUCCACCGCCCGCGAAUCCGCCUACUCCGAGCUCAAGUGCGAAGCCAAGGAAAGCACCGCCACCAAGAAAUGAUGAUGGGAGGCCCAGAGGACCUACCACCCCACCAAUGCAAAAAAUGGCACCCACGCAAGCUAUUCCAAAGGGAGCACCGCCAACACCGGCCAAGCAUUUCCCCAGGGCGACCCAACCAUACACUGGAGGGGGCAUGGUGGACGAUUUGCGAGUUCCUCGCAUCGCACUGGCAGAUGCAGGGGUGAAACGAUCAGACGCUCCGUCUGAGUCUUGGUGGUCAGAGACGUCAUCCAGAUAUAGGGCCCCUUCGAGCUGGUUGGAGCCCGGGUCUGAGCCUUGGGUCGAAGAUGACCUUCCACCGGAGAGCACCGUCCCAGACAACGAGGAUGACUAUGUGUAUGUUGAGGUGGAAGCUGAAGACGAUGACAUGGACAUCCUCCAAGACCACCAAUUCGAUGAAGAAGAUUGGGACGAGCCGGCAUGGGAAGAGCUCCCUGAGGAGGGGACCGGGUCUGAGCAAGUCUUCCAAACCUUCGAUCAAGCCGUGAUGCAAGGACUGCUCCAGUUCAUGGAUUUCGUGAACAGAGGACGGGCCAAGAUGCUGAUUGAAGGUGCUCCACCUAUGACUUCUGUCCCAAAAGAGGUCCGGGAGGCAUGUUUGGGAGACCAUCCGGGGCUUCUAAAAAUGCAUCCCAGCGCAAAAGCAUGGCUAAUGGCAGGGACGAAAGGUGUCGAAUUCAAGAAGCCACCACCUCCUAAGCCUCCCAUGCUUUCGGCUCCCCCAAAGGUGGCUCCGCCGCCACUUCCAAAGCCAGCUCAUCCAGAACAGGUACCUGAGCCAAAGGAGCCGCCGAAAGCCCUAGCCCCCAAACCAGUUCCUCCAGUGCUGAUGCAGAAGACACCAGCACCAAAGAAGCCCCCUCCGCCACUGCCAGUGAACCACUUUGGGUUUGACGAGUCUGAAGUCGACUAUGGUGAUGACGAUGAUCGAACCCCUGAGGAGAAGGCAGAAGAUGAGGAGCUGCUCGAGAAGACCAAGACGAAAGUGGAAGCUUUCCUGCGAGCACCCCCAGAGAUGAGGAAGACGCUUCGCUCCCAAGCAUGGAAGCGGUGCAAGAGCAAACUGGAGGAGCUCAACUUUGAGUUCAGCACUCGUCCACUGCCCGAAAUGCACCCAGGCAAAUUCGAGAAGGAUCUCAAGGAUGGCUUCACCUAUGCGGAGGCCAAACAACGCCAAAAGGGCCGGCAACGGGCCGCCCGACAUCAGCGAGCCUUGGCUGAAAUGGAGGGUGCCUCCUUUGAGGAUUUCCCGAAAUCCUGGUCACAUGGGUAUUCCAAGCAAGUCCUGAAGCCGGGUUUCCUCGAAGAGAAGAACAAGGAGCGGGCCCGCCGAAAAGCUACAAAGGCCAACUAUCGAUCCGAUAGAUCACGCAGCACUCCACCACCUCGCCAGUCAGCUGCUCCAGCUGCUGCAUCCAACCAGGCUGAAGCUGAAAGCACGGCCAACUGGGAAGCAGGAAGUCAAUGGCACGACUGGCAAGCGAGACGCAGCAGUGAGUGGCAACGGCAUCAACCAGAUGUCACACAACGGAGAGAUGCAAAUGCCGCAGACGAUGACGACUGGGGCAACUGGACCAGAGAUGGGCAACGAGGCAGCAACCAAGAUGGCUGGUCCAGCUAUGACUAUGGAAACCAUCAGGUGCCUGAGAAGAUUAUGGAACUGCAUCACUUGGCUGAAGCUAUGAGAGAUUUGGCCAGUAAACCAGGUGGUACUUCAGUGUCCUUUGACGAAUGGCGGAACUUUGCUUCGAAGAUGAAGGAGGAGUUGAAGCGCUUGGGCAUCCAAGCCACAGCUGAAGUGGACGCAGCGAUGUCGAACAUUUUAUCCAACGCCUGCGCUGGCGAAUGGGCCUGGCCCAAAGGCCUGGCUGUCCUGCAGAAUGAACGGCUUCGAGGCGGAG
Cladocopium goreaui is the source of this 13494-nucleotide messenger RNA. Lineage: Eukaryota; Dinophyceae; Suessiales; Symbiodiniaceae. The record is from the annotation of a GenBank genome assembly.